This is a messenger RNA of Belonocnema kinseyi, 5249 nucleotides long. RefSeq lists its product as uncharacterized. Lineage: Eukaryota; Metazoa; Arthropoda; Insecta; Hymenoptera; Cynipidae. The record is from RefSeq and is a predicted model, not a curated record. Gene Ontology annotation, biological process: reciprocal meiotic recombination; mismatch repair. The transcript has 20 exons. Gene Ontology annotation, molecular function: ATP-dependent DNA damage sensor activity; ATP binding; mismatched DNA binding. Gene Ontology annotation, cellular component: nucleus. The coding region runs from base 51 to 5249 and encodes 1732 amino acids.
AGCAUCAAGCUACUUCCACUUCAACGAGUGCAGUAGAGUCCACAGUCAUUAUGGCCAUAACAUCGGGAAGAGGUGAUGCGAGGUGUGAAGUUGGAAUGGCAGCUGUAGAUGUUAAAUUUCCUCACUUGAUAAUAAGUCAAAUUAGCGACAGCCAAACUUACGUUAAUACACUUAUGAAAAUUCACUUGUUUAAUCCUGUUGAGAUCAUCAUGCCGGAGACAAUGUGUGGAGAAAACGAUCCUCGAAAGAAACUUUUUAGUACAAUUAAAGGCAAAUUCGAACAUAUUCAGAUCACACCAAUUCCCCGAAUGCAUUUCAACGAAGAAAAUGGACUAGAUCGCAUUAAAACGCAUUGCGCUAACGAAUUCUCGACGAUAGAAUUAUUCGUGAAAGAGAAGUAUUAUGCAUUGUCUGCGACUGCUGCUCUUCUUAGAUAUGUUGAGUACAUUCAACACUUAAUUUACGAGCCGAAGUCAUUAAAAAUUGAAUUUCAAGCUUCUCAGGGCGCGACUCUAAUAGAUGUGGAAAGUGCACUGAGUCUCGAAUUAGUCUCGAGUUAUGGCCCCCAGAGAAAUUACAGUCUUUUCUCAUCGCUGGAUAGAUGUGUGACUCCAAUGGGAAGACGACUUUUACGCUCCCAAAUUUUGCAGCCUCCCUGUGACGAUCGAGUAAUUAAACAACGACAAGCGUGUGUGUCUGAACUUGUCCAGAACAGGAAUCUCCACACCAUUCUCCAUCCAAUCGUAAAGCAACUAUUUGGCGCUGAUCGUCUUCUGGGUCUUUCAAUGCGAGCCAUGUUCAUCAGCGAAUGCGUGGAGACGGCAGAAAGAAAUUUAAACUACGUUUUGCUGUUAAAAACUAGUCUUGAAAUCAUCCCCAAUCUUUCUUCUGCUCUUAAUCCUGUCACGUCACCUAAUUUGGUAAAAAUUCGAGAGAAUUUGAAAGACCCUCGAUUCCAAAAGAUGAAGGAGCACAUUUUGCAAAUUGUCCAAAGUGAUGCAAGAUCUGUGAAUGGUUAUACGUCUGCAAAUAUGCAACGUUGCUUUGCAUUAAAAAGUGGAAUUAACGACAUGCUGGACGUUGCUCGCCAAACUUACUGCGAACUCAUUGAUCAAACACGAAUUUUAGUAGAAUCUUUGGGUCAAGAGCACAAUCUGCCUUUAGCAGUGGCAUGCAACGCUGCCUUAGGAUAUCAUAUUCGAAUGGACAUACCAAGACGCUUGAACUUUAACAUCAGCGAACUGCCCGAUAUUUUCGUAGAGGUUCAAAAAAAGAAAAACUGCCUUUAUAUGACUACCGAUUUGUUAAUGGCAUUGAGUCAGCAAUGCAAAGAUGCUCGCGAUGAGCUUCAUAUUAUGAGCAACUGUUCUAGUAGAAAUCUUCUAAGAUGUACUGCUUCCUUGGCUGCUUCACUCAAAGCCAUAUACUCAGCCUCGGUCGAUGAUAGAGCAACGAUAAAUACAACAAACACCCAAACAGUUGUCGAUAAGGUGGUUUCUCACCAUCUCCAUAAGACCAAGGUAAAGUCCAUUCCCAAACAGCGUUUGAGAUUCCCGACAUCCUUAACCUCGAAAAAUGUUCUUAGAUUGCAAACAAAUUUUACAAUCUCUUCACUGUCUUCGCACAUCAUAAGGAUAUCGUCAACGAGUUUGUACCAGACGCGUCUAGCUUGUUUUAGUCCAUACAGGGCUUUCUUCAUCAGGCGUACCUUGUCACCACGUUCCAGUUCAUUCAACAUGACUUUAGCCUUGUUACUUAACCCUUCCUGGCUUUCUCCCUUGCUGAUGAUGUACUUACGAACUUUUUCCAAUCCACUUGGAACUUCCAUAAAUACUGUUUCUUCUAGUAUCCUUGAAACGCUGAUAACCGUUUUGAGAGAAGACGUUGGUUGCCUUUUUCAACUUAGUGAAGACAUUGCAGAAAUAGACCUCGUUAUGUCCCUCGCAAGAAUCAGUGCUAUUCCUGAUUACGUAAAACCCACUUUUGGAGAAAGUCUUCGAGUACUUAACUCGAAACAUCCUAUUUUAGAUAUUUUCGGCACUGAACUUCCAAGACCAAACGACAUCGUACCUUCGAUUGCCUACAAUUUCCGUAACAUAACAGGACCGAAUAUGAGUGGAAAAACGACUUAUCUGAAGCAAGUGGUGCUCUUGAAUAUCAUGUCUCAAAUUGGAUGUUACGUGCCAGCGACGGAAGCGAAGAUUCGGAUCGUAGAUAGGAUAUUUUGCAGAUUGUGUCCUUCUCACGAAGACAUCGAAAGCAAUGCCUCCGCUUUCGUCCAGGAGAUAAAAGAGAUCGAGUACAUCUUACAAUUUGUCACUCCGAGGUCUCUGAUCGUCCUGGAUGAAAUUUGCAGAAGCACGAAUGUGGAAGAAGGCUCAGCUAUUGCCUUCGCGAUUUGUGAAAAACUUCUUCAGACCACGGCUUUCAUUUUCAAUUGCACACAUUUUCUUUAUUUGACGAAAUUGACUGAACUCUACCAUAACGUUGUUAACCAUUACUUUGAAUGUGUGCCUAACGAAUUGGACAAAUGGGGAUUGAAGUACACUCACAAAUUGAGAAGUGGAGUGACCGACGUCGAAAAUUACGGUAUCUCUGCAGCUUCCGCUGCUCGAAUGCCGAAAUCAGUGAUCGACAGAGCCAAAAUGCUCGUUGAGCAAAUAGCUGCAGAGGUUAAGCCACUUCCAUUUACCAGAGCACCAGAACUUUCUUGGGAGAAGGAUUGUUAUGCCUGUGUAUCGAAAAUCAUGGAAUUGAUUAUCUCACAACAGUAUACUUAUGAGAACGUUCAACUCGCGAUAAUACCUUUGCGCAGCAAGAAACAUUUCCAAUUCUCCCAGAAGGAAAACAAUCCUUUAAUCAGCCAAAUUCUGCAGUCGAAUCAUCAAGAAAACAUGUCUGGAAACCUACAGAAGACUCUGAAUGCUGUUCACAUGAAGACGACUUUGACCCAUCAGAAUAAACCUGGACCUUCCAAAAUUGUUGAGAUAAAUCCCGAAAUUUCCACGUAUAUGGAGGGUAGAGUUGUGUCCGAUGUUCUUCAAAAUAAUGGAGCUUCAAAUCUUAUCCAAACGAACGAUGGAACUUUGAAAUCUUAUGAGAUCAAUGCUUCAAAUGUCCUCGAAAAUAAUACUGAAGCAUUUAGUGGUCACCAAAAUCGUGUAGAAUCGUCAAAUAUUCUUCAAAGUAACAAUGGAACUCUAAGCGUUCACCAGAUGAAUACUAUGGGAUACAAUUCUCUACAAUCGAAUGACGCUCUUCGAAAUGAUGAUCAGAUUGGAUUCAUCGCUCAUAAUCGCCUGCAACUUUAUGAAACUGAGCUUCAGAAAUCUAGUCAUCAGCCUUAUUUACAGGAAUCUAGUUAUCAGUCUUAUUUUCAAGACUAUGGUAAUCAGUCUCAACUUCAGAAUUCUGAACAUCAAUUUAAUCUUCAACAAUCUGAUCAGAAUAGUCUUUCAAAAUCUGGUCAUCAUCUGAUAGAACUGAUAACCUCGAAUAAUCAGAAUAUUUAUCAGCCUCUUGAAGAAUCGGAUCAUCUUUCCCAAAAAUUUAGGCAGUCUCAACAUCAUCAAUCUGGACAUCAGUUUCAUCUCCAACAAUCUGAGCAGGAUAAUCUUCAAAAAUCUGGUUAUCAGCAGAUAGAACUAAUAGUCCCGAAUGAUUUGAGUCUUCAGAAGUCUAAUCUUGAAGAAUCGGAUCAUCAAUUCCCUUCUCAAAAUUAUAAUCAUGGGUCUCACCUUCUUCAAUCUGGACAUCAGUUUAAUCUUCAACUAUCUGAUCAGUAUAAUCUUCAACAAUCUGAUCAGCAAUCCAAUCUUCAGAAAUCUGGUCAUCUUCAAAGGGAACUAAUAGCCUCGAAUAAUCAGAAUUUUCAUCAGUCUCUUGAACAAUCAGAUCAUCUUUCUCAAAAAUUAAGUCAGACUCAACAUCAUCUAUCUGGACAUCAGUUUAAUCUUCAACAAUCUGAUCAGCAUAAUCUUCAAAAAUCUGGUCAUCAAUCUUCCCAAAAAUCUAAUCGUCAGUCUCAACUUCAUCAAUUGAGUCAACUUCAUCAAUCGAGUCAACCCAACACCUCAGGAAAUCUAAACUACGGGACCUUUCUUCAGCAGAAAAAUAAUCCUCAAAUACCUGAUCCAAACUCCCCCUUCAAAGUACCAAUUCUGGCCAGACCAACUUCUAGUUAUCUCAUGGCCGCGCAAAAAGUUACACGACCUUGGAAAGAUAGUGUAAGUCCAACCGGGACAGACAUCAGCAAUUUUGCAUUUUUCAGAAAUGGAAGUAAGUCUCCUUCGAUCAGCUCAGGUUUGAGAAAACCAAGACCUUUGAAUAAAUCUCUCUCUGGAUUGCGAAAUUCGACUCUAGAGGAAUUUGGUUUUUCGCCAGAAAAAGCCGAGUCUGAUAAACGUUCUUCGGACCUGAAGGAUUUCGAGAUUAGUGAUUCGCAAGAUGAGGAUAAGAGUCGAAACAGCUUGAUAUCACAGAACUCGAACUUGUCAAAACUCAGCUUCUUAAAAGAGACAAAUUCAAAUAACGCAUCCUUCAAUUCGAAGAUUGCGAAAAGAAUUUGGCGACCCGAUCCAGAUGAUAUCACAAAAAAAUCCCAUUCCCAAACUUUUAAUUCCUCGCAGAUGAGCACCACUAAAGAUUCGAUCCAAAAAGAAAUGGAUUCUCGAAGUGUAUCGUCCAAAAGAUCAAAGAUUGAUCCAAAUAUCGAACACAACGUUUUCCCAGAUUUAAUAGCUGAAAAAACUCAAGACACUUUGUCGUCCUUCAACACCGCAAAAUUAAGUUUCUCUCUUGGAGUAAAUAAUUCUCAAAGAUCGCAAAUACACUCUUUCCAAAAUAAUGAAAAAGCACCAAGUGUUCGUCAAUCUCAAGAAAAACAAGAAAGCAAAGACAUUUUGAAAAAGAAUCAGGAAAAUGAAGUGAUUUCUUCUCGGGGAUAUUCAAUCUCAGACUUUGAGUCUCUUCUGGACGAAGACAGCGAAGAUAAUAUUUCUGAUCCUGAUGAGACUUCUGAAGCUCCGACACUGAAUCUAGAAUUUGAACAGAGCGUUGUGACUAUUUCGUCUGUGGAUACCUUGGAAGCUACAGAAAGUGCUCGAAAAAAAGAAGACGAGAUUUUUAAUCAGAUUGAGAAUGCGAACGACGAAGGAAUGUUCUUCCACAAAUUGUUUAAUAGUCCUCUCUCCGUAGCAUUUUCAGAUGAAUUAUGUUCCUGCAGCUAUGAAUCUACUCCGAACAAGUAA